This is a messenger RNA of Suillus fuscotomentosus, 2315 nucleotides long. RefSeq lists its product as uncharacterized. The transcript has 5 exons. NCBI's taxonomy places the organism in Eukaryota, Fungi, Basidiomycota, Agaricomycetes, Boletales, Suillaceae. The record is from RefSeq and is a predicted model, not a curated record. Bases 1 to 2034 code for a protein of 677 amino acids.
AUGCUGAGACUGGUUGAUUUAACGGGGACGAGAGGUGUCAUAUGGGAACACGAACUAGAUGAGGCGUUCGAGUAUCACCAGGACAGGGCGUUCUUCCAUUCGUUCGCGGGAGAUAAAUGCAUGGUUGGCUUUGUCUUUGCUGAUGAGAAAGAUGCAAAAACCCUCUAUAAGAAAGUAACCAACCGUAAAGCAGAUAAUGUUCAACCUUCCUCCUCAGAGAAGAAGUCUUCCAAGGGUGGUAGAACAAAUAAGUCUAUGAUUUCAGGUCCAAUCGCUGGUUCCCUUGUGCAUGUUCUGAAUGAACUGGAGGGUUCAGGCAUUAGUCGCGAGGUCAUCAACCAGGAUAUGGAUUUCAUCAAAGACUUUAUCCGUGAUGCACAAAUCAUGUCGUCCAAGUUGGACAAUUCUCCCGAAGUGCAGAUGCAAGAGCUGCGUCGGCAGGAUGACUGUCCAUCCGAAGCAGAAGAUGCUAUUCAAAGAGCUGUUUGGAUUGAACUCGGAAAUGUACCGCUACGUUUUUUUAAUACUUCGACGGGUCUUCUGUGCGAUCGAGCGGCACAAAUAAACGCCUUCAAAAUGAGUGCAGAGUACAAGGAGCUUUUGUCAAUCACAACGAAGCAUUCAGACCUCCAAAUGGGCCGCAUCAAGGAAAUGGUAGCAAUAUACUUCCGCUGCGUCAUGCUAUCACACAGGUGGGAAGAGAAGGAGGCGCUGCUGCACGACAUCCAGGAUGAAUCGUUUUGCAAAGUCGCUCGUGAUGCUGGGUAUUGUUGGGCGUGGAUGGACGCAUGCUGCAUCGACAAGAAGAGCAACACCGAGCUUCAAGAAUCGGUCAACUCCAUGUUCGUCUGGUACCGCCAUUCUGCGCUCACCAUCGUCUAUCUAUCCGAUGUCCUUCCUUCAUCCCAGCCUGAUGCACUGGCGAGGAGUGUUCGGAACGAGCGGGGAUGGACCUUUCAAGAAUUACUCGCUCCGAAAGUUGUGAUCUUUUAUCGGAGGGACUGGUCAUUAUAUCUCGACGAUCGCUCUCCCAACCACAAAGAGCCCCUUGCAAUCAUGAAGGAGUUGGAGGAUGCGACGGGGAUAGAUGCGCAGACCCUGGUGGCCUUCCGCCCAGGCAUGAGCGGCGCCCGAGAGAAACUGCAAUGGGCAUCGAAGCGCGUCACCACCGUGCAGGAAGACGUCGCGUAUUCAUUAUUUGGCAUCUUCGGCAUCACCCUACCUGUCAUUUAUGGCGAGAACAAACUGAACGCGCUCGGGCGGCUCCUGCAGGAGAUCGUGGCUCGGUCGGGCGACAUCUCUGUUCUCGACUGGAUCGGAGAACCCUCUGAGUUCAAUAGCUGUCUUCCGGCCCAUAUCACCUCCUACGCCACUCCUCCACGCACCCUUUCACCUUUGUCUGAAGAUCACAUUCACACGCAAGUCUCUUCGCUGCGACAAACCGUGGCCGCAGAUCUAGCAUUGAAAUUUUAUGACCAGCUUGAACAACUUAGAGCUCCUCGCUUUGCAAACUGCAGACUUCAUCUUCCUUGCAUUUCAUUUCGUGUCACGGAAGUCAGAGGGUGGCGCGGUCUAGCUCAGGAGACUUCCAUCACGUAUAAAAUCAAGGCAGACGGGCUUCACGACCAGUUGAUCACCACUGAAGAGGCUCUAGUUCAGUUCUCGCGGGCAAAGCCCAUUCAGCAGACGUUCUUACUUAUCCGUCCCUGGGAUUGGCAUCUCCUCGGGGUACCUGACUUUGCAGAGCAGGCUGACUUCGCAGGUGAUACAGAGAGCGUAGGUGAUUGGACUGAUCCCGGGUCCUCGACGGACGACUCUGACGAUUUACCCGGUGAUUCGCCUGUUGAAGAGGAGCAUAGCUCACGAGCGUUGCAGCUAAUGGUUCGCCUCGGACAGCCUUUCGACGCAUUUUUGCUAGCGCAGCAAUGUGUUGGAGAAUACAAGAGGAUCGCAUCGGAUUAUAAGAUCAUUGCACAAGUCAAAGACAUUGCAUCGGUUGAUAACAUGGACGUCGGUACUAUAGAAAUACUCUAGUUAAUAGCUAUCUACAGGCAUCAGGUACUAUCACGUCACUGCGCGUCCAUAAUUCUCUCACAGCUUUCCUUUCUCCCAUGGCGACUUCUGCUUCAUUUCCCGGCGUUGUUGGUCUUCAGAAUGGAAGCAGAUAUCCAAAUGAUAAGAAAUCUCAUUUUCAAACCCGUUACGUUCAUUGAGCAGUUCGAGAGUCACCAACGAGUGGAAGCACCCAUGCAAAGAUUGUUUGCUAAGGCUACUAUCUGCGUUCUGGUCGAGUGUGCACUUGAGGAAAGCAGCUU